This is a messenger RNA of Trematomus bernacchii (emerald rockcod), 1206 nucleotides long. RefSeq names its product paired box 2b (gene pax2b). Lineage: Eukaryota; Metazoa; Chordata; Actinopteri; Perciformes; Nototheniidae. The record is from RefSeq and is a predicted model, not a curated record. Gene Ontology annotation, molecular function: RNA polymerase II cis-regulatory region sequence-specific DNA binding; DNA-binding transcription factor activity, RNA polymerase II-specific. Gene Ontology annotation, biological process: anatomical structure development; regulation of transcription by RNA polymerase II.
AUGGAUAUUCACUGCAAAGCAGAUCCCUUCACCGCGAUGCACUGGCACGGGGGUGUGAACCAGCUCGGCGGGGUGUUUGUGAACGGCAGACCCCUCCCGGACGUGGUGCGGCAGCGGAUCGUGGAGCUGGCCCACCAGGGGGUUCGGCCCUGCGACAUCUCCAGACAGCUGCGGGUCAGCCACGGCUGCGUCAGCAAGAUCCUGGGCAGGUAUUACGAGACUGGCAGCAUCAAACCCGGUGUGAUUGGUGGGUCUAAACCUAAAGUGGCCACUCCAAAAGUGGUGGACAAAAUCGCAGACUACAAGAGACAAAACCCCACCAUGUUUGCUUGGGAGAUCAGAGACAGACUGCUGGCGGAGGGCGUCUGCGACAACGACACAGUGCCCAGCGUCUCAUCCAUUAACAGGAUCAUCCGAACAAAAGUCCAGCAGCCUUUCCAUCCGUCUCCUGAUGGGUCGUCCCUGACGCCAGGCCAUACUAUAGUACCAAGCCAAGCCUCUCCGCCUGUAACCAGCGCCUCCAACGACCCAGCGGGAUCAUACUCCAUCAACGGGAUUCUGGGUAUCCCCCGAUCCAACGGCGAAAAGAGGAAAAGAGAUGAAGAUGGUUCAGAUGGUUCUGGCCCACACAGUGAUUCUCAGGGUAGUGUGGAGAGUUUACGGAAACACCUUAGGGCAGAUGCCUUCACCCAGCAGCAGCUGGAAGCGCUGGACCGGGUCUUUGAACGCCCCUCGUACCCUGACCACUUCCCUACAUCGGAGCACAUCAAACCCGAACAGGCUAAUGAGUACUCGCUCCCUGGCCUGAAUUCCAGGCUGGACGAAGUCAAGCCCAGUUUAUCCUCUAGCGUCAACCCAGACCUGGGCCCCAGCGUGUCGCAAAGCUACCCCGUAGGUCGAGAUAUGUCCAACACAACCCUACCUGGGUACCCCCCCCACGUUCCCCCCACGGGCCAGGGCAGCUAUCCGACCUCCACGCUCGCCGGAAUGGUUCCUGGGAGUGAGUUUUCGGGGAACCCCUACAGUCACCCACAGUACACAUCCUACAAUGACGCCUGGCGAUUCAGUAACCCAGCAUUACUAAUGCCGCAUCCAGAGGCUCCGCCCCUCCCACUGCUGCCACUGCCUAUGACCGUCACUAGUUACCAUGGGAACCAAAUCAACCUGCAGGACCAUGGCCUUAGCCUCCAUAUUGCCCCGGUGUGA